GCCUUCGCAUUCUGGCGCUCACCCAGGUCUGUGGCAGUACUGGGAGCCUGCAGCCAGAGCAUCCCAAGAUCUGCCUACCUCGGACCCUGAGGCAGACCUACAUCCGGAAGGUUGGAGACACCGUGAACCUCCUCAUCCCGUUCCAGGGCAAGCCCAAACCUCGGGCUACCUGGACGCGCGAUGGCCGCGCCCUGGACGCCAGUCGUGUGAGCGUGCGCAGCGGGGAGCGAGACUCCAUCCUCUUCAUCCGAGAAGCCCAAAGAGCAGACUCGGGUCACUACCAGCUCUGCGUGCAGCUGGGUGGGCUGGAGGCCACCGCCACCAUCAACAUCCUGGUGAUUGAGCGGCCAGGCCCUCCUCAGAGCGUUAAGUUGGUGGACGUUUGGGGCUUCAACGCCACCCUGGAAUGGACACCCCCCCAGGACACAGGCAACACGGCCCUCCUGGGCUACACUGUGCAGAAGGCGGAGACAAAAUCCGGGCUGUGGUUCACGGUGCUGGAGCGACACCACCGCACCAGCUGCGUGGUCUCCGACCUCAUCGUCGGCAACUCCUAUGCCUUCCGGGUCUUCGCUGAAAACCAGUGUGGGCUCAGCGAGACGGCCGCCAUCACCGCCGACCUCGCCCACAUCCAGAAGGCAGCUACUGUCUACAAGACCAAGGGGUUUGCACAGCGAGACUUCUCGGAAGCCCCCAAGUUCACCCAGCCACUGGCAGACUGUACUACCAUCACGGGCUAUGACACCCAGCUCUUCUGCUGUGUCCGCGCCUCCCCCCGGCCCAAGAUCAUCUGGCUGAAGAACAAGAUGGUUAUCCAAGGCAACCCCAAGUACAGAGCCCUCUCUCACUUGGGCAUUUGCUCCCUGGAAAUCCGCAAGCCUGGGCCCUUCGACGGAGGUGUCUAUACCUGCAAGGCGGUGAACUCCCUGGGAGAGGCUUCCGUGGAUUGUCAGGUGGAUGUGAAAGCACCUCCGGGAAGCCCGACGGCAGCGCGAGUGUUCUCAAGGAGCUUCGGCACAGCGUCUGGUUUGGGCUAACCUAAAUAAAUGUGUGGCUCCCCAG
Molecule: messenger RNA, 1062 nt
Organism: Carlito syrichta (Philippine tarsier)
Lineage: Eukaryota; Metazoa; Chordata; Mammalia; Primates; Tarsiidae
Gene: MYBPHL
Product: myosin binding protein H like
Exons: 8
Molecular function (GO): protein binding
Source: RefSeq, a predicted model, not a curated record